AUGGGCACUUGGCACUGGAUUUCUGAGCCUGACUCGAAGCUCAGAGCCAGGCAUCCUGGGAUGGACUAUGUGGCUUCUGGCCUGCCAUGGUUCCUGGUGCCGAGCAGGCAUUCUGCCGGUUGGGAGGAGUAUGUGGCCCGCUUUGGUCCCACAGGGGUGCACGACCACCGGGUUGUUGGUGGGCUUUGCCUGCCAUCGGCCUGCGACUUGCGCACGGCGGCUUUGCACCUCGUGCCACUGGUGGCACCCUGGUGGCUCCUGGAACCGCAACCGCUCGCGCCAGUGAACGAGACGCACGUCUGGAUGCCAGCACCGCUGGCAGUGGACCACGAGCUUUUUCCAAGCCACGGCAUCAUGCCGAUGUGGGUGUCAAAGCGCUCAUGUCAGGGCUCGCAGCAGGCCUUCUGCAGCCACUCCUGGCAGUUUGCGCUGCAAGAGUACCAUCCUUAUCUCCGUGCCGACCCGGUGGUCGUGGCCUGGGUUGCGGCCCAAAUCUCAGCCGCGAUGUGGUUCUAUUCGACAAGGAUGCCUUUGAGCAGUGUGUUGGCGGCGGUUGGCAAGCCCAGGGGGUCACUGCGAGCGGAUGUGCUGCGGAUUUCGCUGACCGCCACCGUGAUUUGGAUGCACACUUUCUCUCAUGGGAGCUGGCUACCCGUUGAGAGGCCUAGUGAUGCAUACUGGCUUGGCCACUCCACGGACGUGGCGAUGAAGGUGAAUGCAGCGUUCCUCCUUCUCUCCGUCCAUCUGCGAGAUCGGCCGAGAAGCCAGGGGGAUCUUCCAACCCCGAGGCCCAUGGGCUCCAAACUGGCGGAAGCAAUUCGCCACGCCUGGCGGCGGUGGCUGCGGGUCGGUCCUCUUCUCUGUGCAUGGACGGCGGUUUACCUCCUCGGCUUCGUCAGAUGCAUUCCGAUGAAUAACACCAUCAAGAGCAGUGCUCUGCACACUUGGUUCUCCGAGAGACGCGAAGAGUGCUCCGUACCCAUCCACUGGGCAAUGACCUGCUUGAUGCUCCACGAACCUCUCACCGGUCGCCCCUCUCCCUGCCACAAUGCCGACAUUUUCGAGACUCUAUUUCUGCUGGAUGUCGUGACAUUUACAAUCGCCCAGGCAAGUGAUGGACUGUGCUGGCUCCUUCUCCCUGCGUCCCUUCUUUGGCGCAGCCAGCUGAUCUUGGGCGCUGGGGAAGAGCGCUGGGUCCUGGCCUACCGGCAUCGUUUUGCCAUGCUCCUGCCUGUGGCGCUGUUGGCGUCUGCACUCCGCAUCUUCUUGGGAGUGGCGGACGGAGUGGACACAGGUCCAGUUCGUGCGGGCUUUCUUCGCUUCCUGGGCGCACUGCUCGUUGCCGGCUCCUGCGUGCAGGAUGCCCUGAGCUACGGCACGGCCCAUUGGCAGAGGGAGCCCUUCCUGGGCCUUUCUCGCAGACUGCAGAGCUUGAAGACCUUCCAAGGGACUGCGGCCUUCCACGUGUCGGAGCUGCUCUUCGUCAUAGGCUUCCAGCUGCUGUUACGCGAAUCUGCAGCUCGUGAGCGGCCUGCUGCGGGGUGCCGGUGGUCAUGGAUCUCAGCCUUGGCACGCCUCAGCCUCGGCAUGAACUUGUCCAACCUCUUCGUCUUCCACUUCAUUGCGGGCUUCUAUCUUCAAGAGCCGCAAGCUCUUACGCCGACCUCCGCCCUGCUGAGCUUCGCCGCGGUCUAUGCGAUCUCUGCGACGUUGGCCCUCCUGGCUAUGGUGGCUGUUGAGAUUCCGGCCAUGACACUGCUGGCGCAGAUCAGCAAAAGUUGGGUUUAUGGUAGCGCUUCCUUACAUUAG
Symbiodinium sp. CCMP2592 is the source of this 1809-nucleotide messenger RNA. The record is from the annotation of a GenBank genome assembly. Lineage: Eukaryota; Dinophyceae; Suessiales; Symbiodiniaceae.